CGUUUCGGCGCUGUGGAGUCGCAUGGUCUCUCCUCCGCUCGAAUAAGAAUACAAGAAUCUGGAAAGGUUGGAGAAGAUAAAGUAUAUUCAGUCCCCACGCCAGGAGAUCAACAAAGAAAUGCACAAUUUUGAGGAUGAGUUAACAUGUCCCAUUUGUUACAGUAUUUUUGAAGAUCCUCGUGUACUACCAUGCUCUCAUACAUUUUGUAGAAAUUGUUUGGAAAACGUUCUUCAGGCAUCUGGUAACUUUUAUAUAUGGAGACCUUUACGAAUUCCACUCAAGUGCCCUAACUGCAGAAGUAUUAUUGAAAUUGCUCCAACUGGUAUUGAAUCUUUACCUGUUAAUUUUGCAUUAAGGGCUAUUAUUGAGAAGUACCAGCAAGAAGACCAUCCAGAUAUUGUCACCUGCCCUGAACAUUACAGGCAACCAUUAAAUGUUUAUUGCCUACUAGAUAAAAAAUUAGUUUGUGGUCAUUGCCUUACCAUAGGUCAACACCAUGGUCAUCCUAUAGAUGACCUUCAAAGUGCCUAUCUGAAAGAAAAGGACACUCCACAAAAACUGCUUGAACAGUUAACUGACACACAUUGGACAGAUCUUACUCGUCUUACUGAAAAGCUGGAAGAACAAAAAUCUCUUUCUGAGAAAAUGGUCCAAGGUGAGAAGGAAGUUGUUCUCCAGUAUUUUAAGGAGCUUAGUGAUACAUUGGAACAGAAAAAAAAAUUUUUCCUAACGGCUCUCUGUGAUGUUGGCAAUCUGAUUAAUCAAGAAUAUACUCCGCAAAUUGAAAGAAUGAAAGAAAUGAGAGAGCAGCAGCUUGAACUAAUGACACUGACAACAUCUUUACAAGAAGAGUCUCCACUUAAAUUUCUUGAAAAAGUCGAUGAUGUCCGCCAACGUGUGCAGAUCUUAAAACAAAGACCACUUCCUGAGGUCCAACCUGUUGAAAUUUAUCCUCGAGUAAGCAAAGUAUUAAAAGAAGAAUGGAACAGAACAGAAAUUGGACAAAUUAAGAAAGUGCUCAUUCCUGAAAUGAAAAUUUCUUCAAAAAGGAUACCAUGUUCCUGGCCUGACAAGGAUGAAAAAGAAGUUGAAUUUUUUAAAAUUUUAAACAUUGUUAUAGUUACACUGAUUUCAGUGAUACUGAUGUUAAUACUCUUUUUCAACCAACACAUAAUAACCUUUUUAAAUGAAAUCACUUCAAUAUGUUUUUCUGAAGUCUCUCUAUCUGUUUACCAAAGUUUAUCUAACAAUGUGCAUGAUUUAAAGAGUAUACUAUGUCACACUUUAUAUUUGUUGAAGGAAUUUAUGUGGAAAAUAGUUUCUCAUUGAGAACUUACAUCUGAAUUAUUUAAAUGGUCUUACUCUGUAUAGCAGAGACUAACCAUUGCUAAAUGGACAAAUAGGGGUAGCAUGGACAAAUAAGUAGCAUACUAAGCUUCAUUAGAGUGGCAACAAAUAUAUAGAAAUGUUAUACCUUUUAUGCUUCUGUAGGUUAGAAAUGAUAUGUCAAAAUUAGAAAGGAGGCAGCAUCUGAAAUAUUCAAAUCAUUAUUAGAAAGUAAAGUCUGCUAAUUACUUGAUUUGAAUAUUAAUAUAUUAUCCCAUUUUUAUUGGCUUCGUGGAGGUUGACUUAAUGUUGCUGUGACAUUUAAACAUUCUUGCACUAAUAUGUUACUAUUAUUAUAUACUGCAGUAAGUUGGCUUUGUAGUUCUU
Propithecus coquereli (Coquerel's sifaka) is the source of this 1714-nucleotide messenger RNA. RefSeq names its product tripartite motif containing 59 (gene TRIM59). Gene Ontology annotation, biological process: cilium assembly. The record is from RefSeq and is a predicted model, not a curated record. Gene Ontology annotation, cellular component: centrosome; cilium; intraciliary transport particle B. Gene Ontology annotation, molecular function: zinc ion binding. The transcript is spliced from 3 exons. The coding region runs from base 119 to 1330 and encodes 403 amino acids. Lineage: Eukaryota; Metazoa; Chordata; Mammalia; Primates; Indriidae.